CCUGCACGUAAUUUCAAAGACGAGAUGGAAGGGGAACGGCCAGUUGGCAGUCUGCCUGGGCUGAGCAGUUAGUUCCCAAGCUGCAGCAGGAGCCUACGUGGACUUGGCCCCCCCCCCCUGAAGAGUCCACUACCAUUACCACUUGAUGGGCCAAAAAUAUCUACUUCAAAGACCCAAAAUGCUACGAUGCAGUCCAGACAUGAGUUGGUCCGAGUCCCGUCAUUUGGCGAUACCUUAUCGAUGAGACCCUGCCCGCGUUUAUUUCAGGUAGGUUUCUCUGCAUGAGCGCCGCAGGGUUCGUCCCACUUCACUAGCGAUGGACGGUGGCCCGCUUCCAUCAUCGGACUUCCACGCAUUCCCAACCACCACGAACCGAGAGCUUCAAGUGGCAACGCCAAUUUACACCGAACAACAAUCUAAAAGCAGCUUCGAGCAGGUCCUCAUCUCGUCUCCACAACCCGAGGUUUCCGACUGUCAUCGGCUAGGUAUGCGGGUUCGUGGCUUUCAUGCAUCCUGUUUCGUCUCCUGCUUCUCCUGCCUGAUGUGUCUGAAGCGGCCGAAUGUAGGUACACGACACAACAUUACCUACGCUUUCCCUCACCCACCCACACCCUCUUCGUCACAUCCGCUACGAGGCGCUUUCGUUGGCCCAGUUCUCCCGGACCCAAUGGACACAGAUGAGGAGGGUUGGUCUCUCUCUCCGGAAUGGAUCACUAGUUGUCAACAAAGCGACAGAAACCCUGCCCCCCAUCAUCUUCGGCCGUCCGCGACAUCUAGCAACACACGUGGAAUCGUUGGGCAGCGAAACAUCCAACCCGGGCCACAACCUCCCCCGACAGUCUUGAGGACCGGGAAGGCCAUGUCUCAUUCAUCAGGGCGCGGCAGGCAGACAAAGAGCAAUUCGAUCCGUCUUCCGAGAGAAUGACCCUCGACUCGGACGCAUGCGGCCUGGGUUGGCUUCACCUUGUCACCUUGACUCACCUUCGGACGCGGCCGAGAGCAAAACUGUAAAUCCGUUUGGAUGUGGUCGUGUAUUCCGCGGCGUCUUCUGCUCCAUUCCAGCCGCCAGGCCCCUCCUUUCACCAUCCUCGUGGCAAAAACGAGAGACAAAAGGGCACCCGUCACGGAUCCGAAGCAGGCAUCUGCCCCAUUGCAGACCUUCAUUGGCGCUCCUGGGUCUCCCCGAUCCGUGCCGGC
Colletotrichum navitas is the source of this 1197-nucleotide messenger RNA. RefSeq lists its product as uncharacterized. The record is from RefSeq and is a predicted model, not a curated record. Lineage: Eukaryota; Fungi; Ascomycota; Sordariomycetes; Glomerellales; Glomerellaceae. The transcript has a single exon. Bases 317 to 925 code for a protein of 202 amino acids.